This is a messenger RNA of Mirounga angustirostris (Northern elephant seal), 5208 nucleotides long. Its product is annotated as maestro heat-like repeat family member 5. The coding region runs from base 1 to 3945 and encodes 1314 amino acids. The record is from RefSeq and is a predicted model, not a curated record. The transcript has 31 exons. Gene Ontology annotation, cellular component: cytoplasm. Lineage: Eukaryota; Metazoa; Chordata; Mammalia; Carnivora; Phocidae.
AUGGACGGGCAGCACUCGGAAAAGCCACACAGCCACAGCACGGCUGAUAGGACGUCAUCAACCAUGUCCCAGAACUCCAGAUUCUCCUCCCAUGUCUCCAGAUCCACAAAGGACCUAUCUUGCAUGAAGGUACCUCAGGACCCUGCCCGCAGGGACAGACAGGCACACCCCACCACCAUCCUGCUCUGCAAGUCACAGAGCAGCCAGGCUGCUCUUGUGCCCAAGGAGCACAAGAUGUUCAUGGAGGAAGCCUAUAAUGCAGCUAUUUGCUUCAAGAUGCUCCGAGACCUGAAUAGUUCAGACCCCCUCCACCUGAAGUACAUCAUCAAGAAGAUCAAGAACAUGGCUUAUGGGGCCCCCAACCUGGUGCUGGAAACCAUCCAUGACUACUUUGUAGACAACCCUGAGAUCUCCUCCCGCCACAGGUUCCGGCUGUUCCACAUCCUGGAGGCCGUCAUUGAAGCCAGCGACUCCCUGGAGGAGGUCUGGGAGAAGUCGUUCAUGCAGCUGGCCCUGGAGAACAUGACCAAGUCCACGGAGAUGGAAGAGGUGUACCAGGACGCGGCCAGCAACGUGCUGCUGGCCAUCUGCAGGCACUCGUGGCGGGCGGUGGCCCAGCACCUGGAGACCGAGGUCCUGACGGGCGUCUUCCCGCACCGCAGCCUCCUCUACGUGAUGGGCAUCCUGACCUCUAACGAGGCAAUCUUCAACCAGGGAGAGAAGGCAUGCUGGGAAGAGCAGCUGGCCCAGAUGGCUGUCAAGUCGGUCCAGUUCCUGAACACAGACGUGUGGUCCAAGGCGCUGCUGUUGGCACUCACCAAGCCUGACCAGACACAUCAGGAGCAGCCCCCAGAGAAGGCUUUUCUGUUCAUCUACUAUGGGCUGAUCCUUCAAGCUGAGGACAACAGCACCACCGUCAGGACACACGUGAGAACCCUCCUGGACACGUCCCACCAGUGGCCCAAGCAGAGGGAGGGUAUCGCGCUCACCAUAGGGCUGGCCGCAGUGCGCCACCUGGACCACGUCUGGGCUGUCCUGGAGCAGUUUGGCCGGAGCAUGCCCAUUAGAUGGAGCCUCCACAGCUUCUGCCUGAAGAAUUCAGAGGACCUGCAAUGGAAGUGGGCCAGCAGCACCAUCCUCCUCGCCUACGGUCAGAUGGCGGUCAGGGCCAAGGCGCACAUCCUCCCGUGGGUGGACAACAUCUUGUCUCGGAUGGUCUUCUAUUUCCACUAUAGCUCCUGGGACAAGACCCUGAAGGAGAGCUUCCUCACCGCUGUCCUCAUGCUGGUGGAGGCCAUCAGCCACAAUGAGGGGGCCCACAGCUACGAGUUCUCCCAGAUCUCUGAGCUCCUCGAGUGUCUGAUGGUGUUGGUGGAGAAGGAACCCCAGGACACGCUGUGCACGUCAACUCGCCAGCAGACCAUUCACAUCGUGUCCCGCCUCUGUAAGCUGCGGCCGCCCCUGGACUUGGAGAGGAAGUCACGGAUUCUGUCCGUCUGCCUCCACAGCGUGUUGGCCCUGCCACAGCUAGACGUCCUGGAGAAACACACCUGUCUCUUUCUAGAACCGCCCAACGUACAGGUGCGAAGCUGGCGCAUGGUGCCCUUCACUGGGACUCGGCGGCUGCCUGACCUGCUCCGCAUCCCUGCACAGACCCUCUACAACAAGACCUCGGAGGCCCUGGACCAGAUGCUGCAGAGCUUCAUCAUACAGAACCCCACGGCCGACGAGCUGCACUUCUUGCUGUCGCACCUGUACCUCUGGCUGGCGUCGGAGAAGGCACACGAGCGGCAGCGGGCUGUGCACAGCUGCAUGGCCCUUCUCAGGUUCCUGAGCCACAACCCCUACCUGGAUCCAAAAGAGGACUUCAGGCGGAUUGGGCAGCUGGUGGGCAUGCUGGGGAUUUUGUGCCAGGACCCGGACAGGGCCACCCAGCAGUCCAGCCUGGAAGGGGUAGGCCACCUCUACCAGCUCCUGAUACGCCAGAGAGCGAGGAAAACUCCAAAGGUGGAGGUGCAGGCCCCCGAGCAGCUUUCCCAGGCCAACGUGGAUGGGGCUCCCGUCUGGAGCAGUGGAGACCAGAAGACAGCUCCCACCACCUCUCAGGAGAUGGCAUUCCCGAAGGAUGGCAUCCUCCAGCUUGGCAGCUCCCAAGUCAUCAAGGAGGUCAUGAAGCAUCUCACGAUGGUAGAGCUGACCGACGUCAUCUGGACAACCAUUGACGGCCUGGGCUCCACCAGCCCCUUCCGCGUUCAGGCAGCCGCCGACAUGCUGCUCAUCACCAUCAAGGAGCAUGGGUCCAGCCUGGAGACUGUGGCCAACCUGGGCCGGGCCAUCCACUUGCAGCUCUGCUCUGUCCGCAUCCCCCAAGCCAAAGAAAAUGCUCUGCACGCCAUCACCCUGCUAGCCCGGAACCACACACAGGAGUUGGUGGCCACCUUCCUGGACUUCUCCAUACCCCUGGACAGCCACGCCUUCCGCUUGUGGAGGGCCCUGGGGGCCGAGCAGCCCGUGAGCCGCCUGGUACUGGCCAUCCUGCUGGCCUGGCUGCGGGAGCGGCCACUGCCCGCCGGGGCCAGAGACGGCAGCCCCCAGCCCAAGGACAAGCCCCGCCUGCGCUCGCUCGCUGCCAUGAACACCCUGCAUGAGCUGCAGUUUGCCCGCGAGUUCAAGAAGGCGGUGCAAGAGGCCUACCCCGAGAUGCUCCUGGCCCUCCUCACCCAGACGCACUACAUCUUGGAGCUGAACCUGCCGGAGGAGCCCCAGCCCGGCCAGAAGGCCCCCGAGGCAGCCACGUCCAGCCCGCAGAGCUGUCCCACGUCCCUGGAAGCGCUGAAAAGUCUGCUGUCCACCACGGGGCACUGGCAGGACUUUGCACACCUGGAGCUGCAGGGCGCCUGGAAGCUCUUCACCACCAUCCACACCUACCCGCAGGGCGUGGGUCUCCUGGCCAGGGCCAUGGUGCAGAACCACUGCAAGCAGAUCAAGGCAGUGACCAGCCUGCUGCUGCCCAGCCUGCAGAGCAAGGAGGAGCGGGAGAGGAAGGCGGCCAUCCUCAUCCUCACUGAGUUCCUCUACAGCCCUGCCCUGCUGGAGGUGCUCCCCAGACAGGCUGCCCUGACUGCGCUGGCCCGAAGCCUCAGGGACCCCAGCCCCGAGGUCCGUGUGUUGAGCCUGCAGGGCCUAGGAAACAUCCUUUUCCACCCAGAGAAGGGAAGCCUGCUCCGUGGACAGCUGCCGCCCUUCCUCGACGGCUUCUUCCAGAACAGCGAGCAGGUGGUCGUGCAGGUCAUGGGCACCGUGUCGGACAUGCUGCACCGCCUGGGGGCACAUGGCGCGGGCGCCCAAAGCCUUGGGGUCGCCAUCAACGCCCGCUUCUUUUUUGACGAUGAGCGGGAUGGGAUCCGAGCGGCGGCCAUGGCAUUGUUUGGGGACCUGGUGGCAGCCGUGGCGGGCAGGGAGCUAAGCGGCCUGCGGACCCAGGUGCACCAGAGCAUGGUGCCCCUGCUCCUGCACCUGAAGGACCGCUGUCCGGCCGUCGUCACGCAGGCCAAGUUUGCCCUGUACCGCUGCGCGGUGCUGCUCCGGUGGCCCCUUCGGCACACCCUGUUCUGCACGCUGGCCUGGGAGAGGGGCCUCAGCGCCCGCCACUUCCUCUGGACCUGCCUGAUGACGCACAGCCAGGAGGAGUUCGGCAUCCACUUGGCGCAGGCCCUCCGCUCCCUGCACAGCCGCCACCAGCACGUCAAGACCUGGGCGGCGCUCUUCAUAGGUCACACCCUCUGCUACCAGCCCCAGGCCGUGUGCCAGAUGGUGAACAGUGUAGACACAAACCUGCUGUUCUCCACUUUUGAAGAUCUCAAAAAAGACCCAGAGCCCAGCAUCCGGGAAUUUGCCACCAGACAGUUCUCCUUCCUUCAGAAGGUGGCAGCCAGACCGCAGUGACCUCCAGCCAUCCUCCCUCACCCUCCUCUUCCUCUCCUGUGCCCCCCCUGAAUCGGUCAGCCCCGCCCUGUCCACACAGAGCUGGGUUGCAUAACAGUUUUCCAUUUGAAAGAAAGAUCUAGAUUCAACAAAGAAGCGUCACACCUGUCUGCUCCCUGCCCACCACCUCAUGGCCCCCAGAAGACGAGGCAAGCCCAGGGGACACUGGCAGGCCUAGGGGACAGGGGGCAGACCAGGUCUCCCAGAGACAAACCGUGAAGUCUGGGCAGGGUCCCGCAAAUGACAGCUGUGGAGGUCAGGGGGACUCCACCUGACCAGAGCCCACGCCAUGGCCCGCCGGCGUCCUGAGCGCCGAGAAGGCCCUCCAAGGGCAGCCACAGGGGGAUGGAGCCAUUCACCAGGACUCCCCCCACACCUGAGUCUUCAGUUUGUCUCUCGCUUGGAGCUCUAGAGUCACCAAGGGGCUGGCAGUAGGGAAACGGUCCCUUGGCGGGCCUCCCUCCAGGGGACUCCAGGUCUCCCUCCACCCUGACCCCUAUCCUCGUGGGCACCUGAGGUUCACAGCAGACCCAGCCUGGGUGGGAGCCAGACCUUCCCAGCGGGGCCCACAUGAGCUAUGUGGCCUAGGCAACGGUCUCUGCCCGCUCUGCCUCAGCUACUCCAUCUGUAAAAUGGGUAGUAAGGCCUUCCUCCUGAGAGCCCUCCCAGGGCUGAGUCCAGAGGAGGUCCCUCCCUGGCAGGGACCCCCACCUCCCAGGCAGCCACCUGGAGGCCCGCCUGACCUUCAGCCAGGUCCUCCCUUUUCAGCCUUGGUUUCCCCACAUGUGAAAUGGGCAGGUGGGUCUUUCCGUUGCCUGCUGAAGUUCCUCCUAGGGCCUCACCCCCAGGCUGGCCCUCUCAAGACCCCCACCAGCUGGCCCCUCACCAGCCUUAUCCGUCACGUGCCCACACUGACCCCUCCACACCUUUGCUCAGGAAGCUCUUUCCACCUGCAGCACCUUCCCCACUCUCUCCCACCUGGGGGCCUCCACACUGCCCCCUCCUCUGAGGACGAGCCCCACCAGAGGGAGCCCCCACCCCAACCCGUCCUCAGCCCCGGGGCCUGAGCCACCCCUCCCUUGCACCAGACACACUCCAGGCUUUCACCCACCCCACCCCCCAGAGUCUGUAAGCCCCUUGGGGCAGGGAGGCAGCUGAACGGGGCUGGCCCAGGGAGGCCCGCCACUUGGAUGGUGGGUUGAAAAAAUACAGCAAUCUUCAUGG